Molecule: messenger RNA, 198 nt
Organism: Penicillium angulare
Lineage: Eukaryota; Fungi; Ascomycota; Eurotiomycetes; Eurotiales; Aspergillaceae
Exons: 1
Coding region: 1-198 (65 amino acids)
Source: RefSeq, a predicted model, not a curated record
AUGGCCCGCCGUUUCCUACGCGGUCAAAGUGUCACCUUUGGCUUGAGUUUAUUCCUCUUCCUCUUCAUGUUUAUGCCGACUUUACUUGUUCUACUUGCUGUUGUGGCCUUUUUCUUGCUGGCUUAUCCCCGGCUGCGGACAUCUUAUGUCGACGAUGGCGAGCAGGGUGUUGAGCCUGAGUUGAAAACCAUUGAUUGA